Fraxinus pennsylvanica is the source of this 354-nucleotide messenger RNA. The record is from the annotation of a GenBank genome assembly. NCBI's taxonomy places the organism in Eukaryota, Viridiplantae, Streptophyta, Magnoliopsida, Lamiales, Oleaceae.
AUGUGUACGGAGGAUGGGUUGAUAUGGCUAUGCUAUUUAACUAGAAUCUUUUUCUACUUGUCUCAUCAUUAUGACGUGCUGGAAAAAGAUUGUCAAUUUAUGGAUAACAAAGAACCUGGUAAGGAGAUUUCUGAGGACAUGACUCGGGAGUCGCUCAUCGCCCUCUCUUACUGGGUACCCGAAACAGGACUUAAUGCCGAAGACUCGCCUAAGAAUUUGGACAGUGAGGAAGCUGUUCAACCUCUAGAUUGUGAUGUAGACGAUAAAUAUAGGUCUAAACUGAUCUCUAUAUCCUAUUCACAAUCACCAGAUGGGAAGGUCCGACCAGCUUUGCCGGUGCAACUUGCGGGUUAA